UCAAUCCAAAGAUCCCAAUUGAUCUAAAAAUUCCUAAAAAUCUUUAAUAAAUUAAUAUAUUUUCAAUAAAUCUCCCUCGGCCUAAAAUAUCUUAUCUAUUCAAAAGUCUCCUGUUCACGGAAAAAAAAUGUCAAUUUUAGCCCCAAAUUCUCAUCUUCUCUGCAGAGAAAUCCCUCACAGAGACCAGCAGCAGCCACAUCAACCAAAUUGGAGCAAUGGGUGUUGUUCAAAUCCGAUAAAAACUUGUGGGUUUGGCUUCGAUCGAAGAAAAAUCGAACAAUCGAAGAAAAUCGUGAAAAGGGAUUGCAAAGUCGAAGCCUUUUGGGACGUAUCAAGACCUGCGUUUGUGGAAAUGGAGCCUAUCACUGAUUCUGAUCAUUUGGAUCUCAUUUUAGACAAAGCAAACCAAGCCUCUCAACCCAUCAUCAUUGAUUGGAUGGCUGCUUGGUGCAGAAAAUGCAUUUACUUGAAGCCUAAAGUGGAGAAAUUGGCAGCUGAAUACGACACCAAGCUCAAGUUUUAUUGUGUGGAUGUGAACAACGUACCUCAAACACUCGUGAAACGUGGAAACAUCUCUAAAAUGCCAACUAUUCAGUUGUGGAAAGAUGGAGAGAUGAAAGCUGAAGUAAUCGGAGGGCAUAAAGCAUGGCUUGUGAUCGAAGAAGUUAGAGAAAUGAUUCAGAAUUUUGUAUGAUUUCAUUUUCAUCCUUUCUUUUUGUUCUAACUCUUGUUCAUAUAUAUUCUCGAUUAUCAAAUAUCAAGUCUAUCAUCGAUGUAUAGAUUUUUUUUCAUAUCAAGUAAAAGCCAAUACACAUA
This is a messenger RNA of Lactuca sativa (garden lettuce), 816 nucleotides long. RefSeq names its product WCRKC thioredoxin 1 (gene WCRKC1). Lineage: Eukaryota; Viridiplantae; Streptophyta; Magnoliopsida; Asterales; Asteraceae. The record is from RefSeq and is a predicted model, not a curated record. Gene Ontology annotation, cellular component: chloroplast stroma.